AUGGCAACCUACCAGCAUCCACAGCCCUCAAGCCCAACAGGAUGUGAGUGUGGUGACGACGUGAGGCUACGUCUGGGGCAUCUCAAGGGGGGCCAGGGACCCACCACCUCAGAGAUGCUGCUGCCAAUGCUGCUGCCCCUGCUGUGGGCAGGAGCCCUUGCUCAGGAGGAGAGGUUCAAGCUGGAAGUGCCUGAGUUGGUGACGGUGCAAGAGGGCCUGUGCAUCGUUGUGCCCUGCUCUGCCAUCUACUUCAAGUAUUUCUGGAAUGAUGCCACCCCUGCUUCUGGCUACUGGUUCCGAGAAGGGGCCAGUCCUUUCCUGGAAUCUUCAGUGGCCACAAACCAUGCAGCUCGAAAAGUGCAGGAGGAGACCCAGGGCCGAUUCCUCCUCCUUGGGGACCCACAGACCAAAAACUGCUCCCUGAGCAUCAGAGAUGCGAUAAGGAGUGAUGAGGGAAAAUACUUCUUCCGGGUGGAGAGAGGAAGCUUGAAAUACAGUUACAAUUCUCCUCGGCUCUCUCUGCUGGUUACAGCCCUGACCCACACACCCAAUGUUUUCAUCUCUGGGACCCUGGAACCUGGACAUCCCAAUAAUCUGACCUGCUCUGUGCCCUGGGCCUGUGAGCAGGGGAUGCCCCCCAUCUUCUCCUGGAUGUCAGCUGCUCCCAUCACCCGGAUCCCGGGGAAUCCUUCCUUGGUGCUCACUGUCACACUACGGCCCCAGGAUCAUGGUACCAACCUCACAUGUCAGGUGAAGUUCCCUGGAGCAGGUGUAACCACAGAGAAAACCAACCAGAUCAACAUGUUCCAUGAGUGUUGGGCCUGGACCUGGACAACAGAACUUGUGGAAAAGAUGGUUCUGAGGGCCAUAGGGGUAGUGGCUGUGAUGGUCCUGCUUCUCUGCCUCUGCCUUCUCAUCCUCAGUGUGAGGUUCCACAGGACGAAGGAGACAUGGGCAGCAGGGAGUGUGGUGGACGAAAACACUGUUGUGGGUUAA
Messenger RNA from Carlito syrichta (Philippine tarsier), 996 nucleotides. RefSeq names its product myeloid cell surface antigen CD33-like. Gene Ontology annotation, cellular component: plasma membrane. Lineage: Eukaryota; Metazoa; Chordata; Mammalia; Primates; Tarsiidae. The record is from RefSeq and is a predicted model, not a curated record. Gene Ontology annotation, molecular function: sialic acid binding. Gene Ontology annotation, biological process: cell adhesion.